UUCAUUGGCGAAAGCGCACCUCGCAGAUCUACGCCACCACCAAUUCGAAUCGGUGAGAGCGUGCGCGCGUGUCCAUCUAGGCAGACGCGAUACCGUAGUGUUCGCCGCACUUAUCUUCCCUUCAUCGUUCACAAUGGAAAACGCUGGCGGCGAACAAGUAGAGCAUGAAAUCAGCGAGUACAUCGCCGCAAGCGAUUGGAAGAAAGUGAUCGACCUGGGUCAGGUGUUGCCGUUCAACAGCCGGGUGAAAUACCUGUGGGUGUGGCCGCUGCAGGACGAUCUCGAAAGGAUACAGGAGGCUUUGGUGCGCUUUGGGAUCUCGCGAGUGCUGAGCAUAGGUUGCGGAACGGGUCUGCUGGAGUGGUUGAUCACGGCCGCAACGGGAAUCUCGGUAGCAGGCGUUGAAAAGGACGAACAGUGGUGGCGAUCCAAGUAUGCCACUAGAACGUACAUCCCCAUGGUGUUUGCCGAAGCGAUGACGAACGUGGAUGAGAGCCAAGGUCAACAGCAGACGACGUGGCAGGCCAUGAUGUUUUGUUAUUUUAAUAAUGGUGCCGCUUUUCGCGAGUAUGUGAAAAAUUUCAACGGUCACUAUGUGAUCAUUGCAGGGCCGAUGGAGGGAAGAGGUGUUCACACGGAUCCACUGCCGUUCGGAGCGAAGUUCCCGGCCGAUCAGGACUGGGAAGUCGUGCAUAGCAUUCCGGUGGGUAGCGAAAAUCUCAAUCAGUUUGUGAUUUAUCAAAAACGAUCAAAUAAAGAAGCGAUAUAUUUUUCCUAGAGGGCACAUUUA
Aedes albopictus (Asian tiger mosquito) is the source of this 790-nucleotide messenger RNA. RefSeq lists its product as uncharacterized. The transcript has a single exon. Bases 134 to 778 code for a protein of 214 amino acids. The record is from RefSeq and is a predicted model, not a curated record. Lineage: Eukaryota; Metazoa; Arthropoda; Insecta; Diptera; Culicidae.